This is a messenger RNA of Zeugodacus cucurbitae (melon fly), 1153 nucleotides long. RefSeq lists its product as uncharacterized. The record is from RefSeq and is a predicted model, not a curated record. The transcript is spliced from 2 exons. Bases 121 to 945 code for a protein of 274 amino acids. NCBI's taxonomy places the organism in Eukaryota, Metazoa, Arthropoda, Insecta, Diptera, Tephritidae.
AACCGUUGUUCAGUGAGCGAUUGAGUGCGGCUUCGAUUUAGUGUGUGACUGCAAGUGACAAAAGGCGGGUGUGCCGAGUACGUACGUAGUGCAGAGGAAAAUAAAGCGCAGAGCAGAAAUAUGUUUUCGCAUACACAACGCUGGCUACUAUUGCUUUUUGCAAUAACAAUAGCCACAGCAACAACAACCAGCGCAGCAAUAGUGCCACACAGUACAGCGAAAAUCUCGCCGGAAAUCAUCAACGAGCUGAAAGACUUUCUCGAUUUGAUACCCACAGCCACGGUCGAUGAAAUCGUCGCCAAGCACUACAUCACCGAUUCGAAUUUCCGCGAAGUGCUCAAAUAUCUACGCAGCACACAAUUCACCGCGCUGAUGCAGCAAGUCCAGCAAAUACCGGAGGUUAUCGACAUACUGGAUUAUUUGCAUCUGCUUGUGCCCGACGCACAACAACAGUUCGGCUAUGGCCAGCCAUCCGAUGCUUGGACGUCCGUUGGAGGGUCGUCUGAGGGGCAGCUGUCGUCGGAACCGCAGCUCAAUUUUGUGCUACUGAAUGAUUCGGAGGAGAACGAAGUGCUACCGACACGGGUAUUGAAGGUGGAGAAGAAGGCGGAAACUGUGUCGCCACCACUUCGACUACGGUCACCACCCGCCAGCCGCCACUUACGCACGUUUAGUAGUUUUGUCGAAGAGCUGUUGGGACACUUGCCGCACGACCGUUACGUGCAACUGAUUAAUCAAAAGCGUCAGCAGAAUCUGACAUUCGCGCAAUUUUAUGCAGCAUUGCGCAGCGCCGAACUGCGACCCAUGGUCGAUGCAACGCUGAAAUCUUCUAAUCUGACGUCAAUAAUUAAAACGCUGGCUGCGAAUGGUGUCGAUGUGACGAGCUUGGAGGCCAUCGCAUUUAAAGUGAUUUCCUGGGGACCUGUGCCGAUUGCGUUGCCUUAGUUGCGAGAUAUUUAUAUUUUAUAUUUAAAUGUGACGCAGUGUUGCUUUGAAUUGGUGCGGAAGUAAUGUUGUAGUGAAAGUGUGGCAUUCACUUUAAGGCUUAAUGCGAAUGAGGUUAAUUAAUGUACUUUUGUGCUAUAAAUAACGAAAUUAUAUGUACAUUAAUAUGGAAGUACGUAAUGACAAAUAUACCAACAUUUAAUAUAAA